Lathyrus oleraceus (garden pea) is the source of this 279-nucleotide messenger RNA. RefSeq lists its product as uncharacterized. The transcript has 2 exons. The record is from RefSeq and is a predicted model, not a curated record. Bases 88 to 279 code for a protein of 63 amino acids. NCBI's taxonomy places the organism in Eukaryota, Viridiplantae, Streptophyta, Magnoliopsida, Fabales, Fabaceae.
AUUAAUUUUUGUUUGUGUGAAGAGAAGGAGUAAGUCUUUUGUUUUUAAUAAGGUAAGGAGUUAGGGUUGAUAUUUAGGGUAGUGAAAAUGGGGCAGGAGAGCAAAGAGGCGUGCAAGAAAGAGGCAUGUGCCAUUCAAGCUUGCCUCUCCAAGAACAACUUUCUCCCCCAAAAGUGCAUUCGAGUCAUUGAAUUGCUCGACUCAUGCUGCACAAGAUGCAAUUAUAAUUCAACUCACUGCGCUUCCCUCUCCGGAUUAUUGAACCAAAUUUCCAAGUAA